Jatropha curcas is the source of this 2550-nucleotide messenger RNA. It is a transcript of the gene PHT4;6, whose product is annotated as phosphate transporter 4;6. Gene Ontology annotation, molecular function: transmembrane transporter activity. NCBI's taxonomy places the organism in Eukaryota, Viridiplantae, Streptophyta, Magnoliopsida, Malpighiales, Euphorbiaceae. The record is from RefSeq and is a predicted model, not a curated record. Gene Ontology annotation, biological process: transmembrane transport.
GAGAAGAGCCGCAGUGUCUCGUUUAACCCAACAACCAGUAAAUGGAGAGAAAGAGAUGGUAAAUUUGGGCUUAGUGUGCAAUUGAGUUUAAGCGGCUGUAUCUCCUCUUCCGGCCACCAUUUGAGACAGCGCCGGUACUAUUGUAAAACUGGGGAGGGGAGCUUUCAUCCGCCACUGAUCCGGUUACCAGCAGUCACCGUUAACAGCCGCACUCCCCGGUCAAACUGUCCCUGCUGGAAAUUUGACCGAGUUUUCCGACCAUCUCCGAUCAUUUUCCGGCGAACAAAGGUGCUUACUUGAUCUUGGUCAACUUCCUCUGGCAGGGAAACCUCUCUGUUUAGCCAUUGAAAACGGUGGCUUCAAGCAUAAUCUGAGAUCGACAGUUGGAAAUUGAAAUUCACUGGUUCAAUACCAUGUUGAAGAUCAAUGAGUUAUGAGUUGCUGCCAAUGUUCUUAAAUGAUGUGUGCUAGUAGGAUAGAGAGACAGCUAAGGGAAGUGCUCAUUUCAAGAGUCUUAAUGAAAUAAAUACAGUUGCAUAGACGUGAAGGCGAAAGCAUGAGGGAUUUGAAGUUUCCAAAACGUUAUUUAAUUAUAAUUUUAACCUUCCUUAGCACUUGUGUUUGCUAUAUAGAACGGGUGGGUUUCUCAAUUGCAUAUACAGUUGCAGCUGAUGCUGCUGGUGUAAACCAAUCAAGUAAAGGCACUAUACUGUCGACAUUCUAUUAUGGGUAUGCCUGCUCCCAAGUGCCUGGAGGAUGGGCAGCACAGAAAAUAGGAGGAAGAAAGGUUCUCCUCCUCUCAUUUGUUUUAUGGUCAUCAACUUGCUUUUUGGUCCCACUUGAUCCCAAUAGAGUUGCUGUCUUGGUAGUGGCUCGAUUACUUGUUGGUGUGGCACAAGGAUUCAUCUUCCCCUCCAUUCAUACUGUUCUGGCACAAUGGGUUCCACCACAUGAAAGAUCCAGAUCUGUAUCUCUUACAACUUCUGGAAUGUACCUAGGUGCAGCAAUGGGAAUGCUUGUCCUUCCAAGUCUAGUGAAAUAUGAAGGCCCCCAAUCUGUAUUUCUUGCGGAGGCAACAUUAGGUGUUUUGUGGUCUCUGCUCUGGUUCAAAUAUGCAAGUGAUCCUCCUCGCUCUGAGCAUCCAAAAGCUGCAGCUGCAGGGUUUGGAGAAUCUUUGCUGCCAAUCAAAGGCAAUCAUAAGACAAAAAUAGAAAAUGGAGGUAGUAAUACCAGAACUGCCAAAAUUCCAUGGAAGAGAAUUUUAGUUAGCUUGCCAGUUUGGGCAAUUGUGGCAAACAAUUUUACAUUCCAUUAUGCUUUAUAUGUGCUGAUGAACUGGCUGCCAACUUAUUUUGAACAGGGCCUCCAGCUCAGUCUUCAACAAAUGGGUUCUUCUAAGAUGAUGCCUUAUUUCAAUAUGUUCAUAUUCUCAAACAUUGGGGGUGUGCUUGCUGAUCACUUGAUCACGAAAAGGAUCUUGUCUGUGACUAGAACCCGGAAGUUCUUAAAUACCAUAGGAUUUCUGGUUGCUUCUCUUGCAUUGAUGGUGCUUCCUUUCUUCAGAACUUCUACUGGGGCUGUUUUAUGUUCUUCUGUGGCUCUUGGCUCUUUGGCACUUGGUAGGGCAGGGUUUGCAGUGAAUCACAUGGAUAUUGCUCCUAGGUAUGCAGGAAUUGUCAUGGGCGUUUCUAAUACAGCUGGUACUUUGGCUGGCAUUAUUGGGGUUGAUCUUACUGGCCGGCUUCUUGAAGCUGCUAAACUUUCUUAUUCAGACAUUUCAAGUCCAGAAAGCUGGAGAGCUGUGUUUGUCAUACCAGGGUUGUUAUGCAUUUUAAGUUCUUUCAUGUUUUUGCUAUUCUCGACUGGCGAAAGAAUUUUCGAUUAGGUACAAUUUUUCACAUAAGAAACUAUUGCAGAAGAUUAUCUCCAUCUGGCGAGAAUCAAAUUGAAUAUCUACUUAGAGUCUUCUGAUUCUCGUUUGAACAAACCACUUGUGCAUUUGAAGGGUAUAUAUUGAAAGGUUAAGAGCCAUGAAGAUUUGAAGUGGUCAAUAUACACUCAUUUUUUGAUUUGUCAAGGUGAAUUACCUGAAGGCCAUUUGUCCUUUUCUUCAACAUCAUACUAGGAGAGUAGGUUCAAUUUUUUGGCAUAUAAUGUUCCUGCUGAUAAUUCUGACUGCAAUAACUGAAUGCUUCCAUAGUCAUGGUUGAUUGGUGGUAUUUUUGCAAUUUCAAACUGUGAGAACUUUAUUAUGCAUAAGAUUUUAUGUUAGCGUGAAGCUUAUGGUACACGACUGUAACUUACUAGGUCUUGAUACGAGUACCUGUAGUGUUAUGAGUCAAUUAUGUACAAUUUAUCAAAGUCUAAUGAAUUUAUUAUCAUGUUUAAUAGUUCGGGUCCAACUUACAGUAGGCCAGAACCCUGCUUGAUUUAUUUAUUUUUAAGGCGUUUGAGUCUGUCUGUAUUGGAUGAUGGAAUUCUUUGUAACUUGGAAGAUGCCUGUGGAAUGAUGAUAAGAUCAACCAGGAGUUGCUGUUUGUUGACAGGAAA